This is a messenger RNA of Emiliania huxleyi CCMP1516, 638 nucleotides long. RefSeq lists its product as hypothetical. Lineage: Eukaryota; Haptophyta; Isochrysidales; Noelaerhabdaceae. The coding region runs from base 27 to 512 and encodes 161 amino acids. The record is from RefSeq and is a predicted model, not a curated record. The transcript has 3 exons.
GCGGCGAGGGGCCAAAGUCUCCGCGGAUGCCGACGUCGCCGCGGAUGCAAAAGGCGAUCGAGACGGGAGAGUACCUCGACGAGGGCGCCAUCUUCAUGCACUCGCCGCGCAUGAAGUCGGUGCUUCGCACGUCCGUCUCCGACUACGCCGACGCGGAGCAAAGGGUCGUCGAGGAGACGUCGGCGCAGGAGAAGCGGGUGAACGACCAGCUCGCGCCGCUCGUGAGCCCGCGCGGCAAGCCAAAGGAUCGACCCUUCGGCGGCCCCGGGUCUGAUGGCCCCUCCGCCCCUCCGGCUGCCCCGCCGUCCAAGCCGCCGCCGCGGGUCGACAAGUUUGUCGCGGCGCCCCCGAGGCGGGAGGGUGGGCCCGAGGUGUGCGAGUCGCCCCGCCUCCGGGACAAGGUCAAGCACUUCGAGAAGGUCGGCCUGAUCGCGCCCUCGCCACUUUCGGAAGCGAAGUCCCCGCCCGUGUCGCCGCGCCCGGGCAAGGCCUACGCAGGCAAGAAGUGGUGAACUUGGCGGGCGGCGUCCGCGAGGGAGCGGGGGGGGCGCGGAGGGAGAUUAGCAGAUACCCGCUUUGGGUUGAGAGGGGGAGGAACGGAAGGGCUUUAGGUUACUUGGGGGUGCAGCGAGAAAAAA